Megalops cyprinoides (Indo-Pacific tarpon) is the source of this 4239-nucleotide messenger RNA. It is a transcript of the gene negr1, whose product is annotated as neuronal growth regulator 1. Lineage: Eukaryota; Metazoa; Chordata; Actinopteri; Elopiformes; Megalopidae. Gene Ontology annotation, cellular component: neuron projection. The record is from RefSeq and is a predicted model, not a curated record. The transcript is spliced from 7 exons. The coding region runs from base 175 to 1218 and encodes 347 amino acids.
UGGUGUGCAAGCCACUGGAGAGUAGACUUCUUGAUACAGUGCCGCUCUGACAAAACAAACCUGGAAAACUCUCUGGAACGCCAUUUCUUGAGGUUUUCAGGGAGGGAAGAGCCGGAAUAAGAGCUUUGCGUGAAGGUGUUUGUUGCCGACAACAAGGAAAAUAUUGUAGCUGUGAUGGACACAAUGUUUGCGGUGCAGGAUGCGUCCGUCUCCGGUCAGUGGUUUACCGCUAUAAUUCUAAGUCUCUGCUGCUUUCUGCCCUCCUGUUUGCCUGCUGGACAAACUGUGGACUAUGCGUGGAUGGGAAUGGAAAAUGUGGUCAGCAGACAAGGGGACACGGCUCUCCUCAGGUGUUAUCUGUUGGAUGGAUUCUCAAAAGGAGCGUGGUUGAACCGCUCGAGCAUCAUCUUUGCGGGGGAUGAUAAGUGGUCAGUGGACCCUCGAGUGUCCAUUGUAUCGGGCGUUGGCGACAAACACGAAUACAGCCUGCAAAUACAGAAAGUGGAUGUUACUGACGACGGCCAAUACACCUGUUCUGUACAAAGUGAACAUAACCCACGAUCAAAACACAUUCAUUUAACAGUAAAAGUGCCCCCCAAGAUAUAUGACAUUUCUACUGACAUCACUGUAAAUGAAGGCAGUAAUAUCUCACUCAUCUGCAUGGCCAGUGGGAAGCCAGACCCCACGAUCUCUUGGAGGCAUAUAACCCCAUCAGCCAAGAAGUAUGAAAGUGGAGAGUAUUUAAUGAUCAAUGGUAUCACCAGGGAUCAAGCAGGGGACUACGAAUGCAGUGCUCAGAAUGACAUCUCCUUCCCUGACACGAAGACAGUGAAAGUCACAGUCAACUUUCCCCCAACAAUACAUGAAAUGAAGUCUACUGGAGUGGGCCUGGGACGCACUGCACUGCUGAGAUGUGAGGCAGCAGCCGUACCCUCACCCGUGUUUGAGUGGUACAAAGGCGAGAAGAGGCUUACCAGGGGCCAAGGAAUUGAUAUCAAGAUCCUUGGUUCAAGAUCAGUCCUCUCCAUGACUAAUAUGACAGAGGAUCGUUACGGUAACUACACGUGUGUGGCCGUCAACAAGCUAGGAACGGCCAAUGCCAGUGUGCCACUCAUCCCACCCAAUACGGCACCAUAUGGAAGUACGGGAAGUGCAGAAGUCCUGACAUCCUGCCAGUACCUGAUCCUUGCUCUCUCCUCCUUCAUCAGUGUAUACUAGCUGAGGAUGGCCAUACACAAUGACUGUAAAGAACCCUUAAAAGCAUUUAUCAAUCUUCUGACAUUGCUGACGUCUGGAUCCAAUCUGGUACAGUUUGUUAAAAACAGCGUGGGAUAUAAUCAGCAUUAAUUAUGUGGGGAUUGUCAUUUUAUGUGAAAUUUCUCAUUAUGUAAAUACUUGAAAUAUUUUUUUCCCUUUUCUUUUUUUUUGUGUGAUUACCCAUUUUGUGAAACAGUACACCAUGUGCUCUGCAAUGCACAUAAAGGCUCCAAAUGUAUUUUCUUUCUGGGGAGGGAGGGGGGGGGAUGAAUUAAUUUAAAUUUUGAUCUUUGUUACCAUAGAUGGCUUAACAAGCUAUGCCCAUGGCCUGCCAAGUCCCUCAACAUAGCAGUUCCUAAUUUACAUAAGAAUGCUGUAGUCAGUGUUAAAACUCCUAGAGGGGAAAACAAAUUUUCAUUUAGAUCCUACCCAAUAACCUUGAUGAAUGAAAAGUUUUCGAGAGAGGGUACAGAGGUGUGACUACAAUAAUAACAAACAUAGAAUAGUAGUGAAACUGUACGGUCUGCAGGGAUACAACAUGGUAAGGUGGAUAUUUCACAGACCCGGAUGAGCCCUCAUCUAUUUAUUAAGGACCUAAUUGUAUCUACCUUAUCAACUCUCUGUAGCCCUUUUGUAUUUUGAAUGAUCAUCGCAAUUCUUUUGUCAUGAGUUUCCCCACCUGAAUGCUUAGGCAGCGCUCCAAUGAACCUGUAAAAUGGGGGGUGGUACACUAAGAUCAUGAAGACGAAGAUUAAUUCCAAAGUAUAUCAUUCGCUUAGUUCAUCCUGACCUUGUUUUUAAAAAUGUACAGUAUAGUAUCAUCUCAAUGUGAGCAUUAAAACCGGAAUGACAAAUCCUGAGAGGUUACAAAUCAUGAGGCAAUGUUCAAAUAUAUUCACGCCACAAAAGUUAACUACACCAACUACUACAGUAAGAGCUGUAGUUGCUGGGAUACCUCAGCUGUGAAACGCUGGACAGUUGACUCCAUGAAACCAACAGUAAUGGAAUCAUAAGUGGCUUACUGUAUGAAUCCAUAUUUAAGAGUGUUUUUGCUGUCUAGGAUAUGUUUACUUUACUCUUUACUCAUUAUGUUACUCUUCAGAUUUAUGUAUACUUUAGUUGUAUUUGUAGUUGUAGUUGUACAUUUUCCACCAGGCAUAUAUUAUUACAGAACUGUUUUAGCCUUCUGUCAGCUCAGGUGAUACCAAUUUGAAAAUAUAGCUUGCUAAAGGUACAAGCUUUUCAGACACAAAAUAUGCAAUUAUGCUUGACUCUGAAUUUCUCUCAUUGCAGCUCCACUAUGGUCAAUCAAGGUACAAAAGGCCAAUGAGGUAGUGGCAAAAUCAUAGCUCGACAAUUUAAGUGAUUUGAAUCAGCGCUAAAUCCUAUUUGGGAAAAUGCAAGGUUAUUAUCCAAAUGUGUGAUGUUGUCUGAGAUCAGAGCUAAUCGGGGUCAGGGAAAAUAUCCUCAUUAAUCCUGAACUUCUGCUUCUGGGUAUAACUAACACAAACCUGGUUUCAUGGGAGUUUGGCUGCAGGUUUCAAUAAACUCUUAAUAUGAAAGAGGAUAUACUCAAUUUUGGAGACUUGAAGAAAGUAGGAAGGGAUAGUGUGAAGUAAAGCUGUUAGACAGUGUAGACAGGAUAUACCACACAUUUCUUACUUUUCAUUUACAUUUUGUUAUGCUUAGGGUUUUUUUUUAUUUGUUUGUACAUUUGUUUGUUUGUUUUGUUGGCACAGUUUAUAAUGAAGGCACAGCCAUCAAUCUGUGUUCUUUUAAGGUUGGUCAACCUCAGUUUAUGUAAUCUUUAAAACACAGAUUGUACACAAUCAUAGUGCACUGGACUUAAAUGCACUGUAUAUGUAAGAGUUUGUGGUUGUUUUAAUUAUGUGCCUACCAGGCUUAUAUUUUGUUUUAUAUUUGUUCCUUAUGUUUUAUUGAGCCUUUCUUAAUGUGGCAUUGCAUUACCUUUCAUCUAAACCUCAUAGCUUUAUUUCUCUUCCAAGAUGUACAGUAUACCACUGAAAAACCUACAGAUGUUAACAGCCACACAUCUGGUCCAUUAUGAAUAUGAAAUGACUCACUGUUCAUUUUAACUUCAAAUUAAAUUUCGUAUGAUAUAACAAAAUAAGCAACAUUUUAUUUUAGAAUUGUCUAUUUAGAUGGCUGGUUUGAGGAUAAAGACACUUUAAUAUGUGAUGAUGUAGACAACCUUCCUCUUGUUUCUAUAAUUUGAAGCACAUCACCUACAAAAGAAUCAGCACAUUCAGAUUGUUCUUAUUAAUUAAACUAGUGACUGCAUGGCUACCCGUAGUCUGGAAGCACAAGCACUUGCCAUUACUGUUGUCAUAGUUCCUUUCUGUUUUAUGUACAUUUGCUAUAGUGCAACUGAAAGAUGACAAUUAAUUUGCAUUUGACUUGUUAAUAUCAACAUGUACAAUAUCAACAAGUACUGCACCGUAUAUUCAUUUGUCCCAAUGUAAAACUAUGUCAGAGGUGGGGCAGAAAAAAAUAUUAAAACAUGAAUUAUGAAAUAUAUUCUGCUUUAGUUUUUAAGAAACAUUUUAAAAGUGUGGAUCUGAAUUGGUGACGUCACCAUGAUGUGAAAGAAAUGCAGUAUGGUACAGUUUACUAUGUUGUUAGUUGUUUUACAUGCUUUAAGUGUUGUUUAUCCUUGUCAAAAGUUCAUAUUUAAGGAAUGUUGUUGUAAUCUAAUGAUUUCCAAACUUGGGGUGGAUACCAAUAAUGUGAUGUAAUGGAAGUAAGAUAUUAGUGUGUGUAUCUAGAAGAAGUAGAGUUCCUUUUGAUUUUGUCGGUAGAGCCCUUUUUAAGGAAAUCUAACAGUAUUAGCAUAAAUUCAGUAUUAACUUCGUUAGCUCUAACACACUUCUUGUGUGUUAUGAUGAGCAGAAAUCUUGAUCAUACUGAUCUGAGCUGAUCAUGCUUAAUUGAUAAAUUAAUGUGACCAAUUUACUAAACCAA